Molecule: messenger RNA, 318 nt
Organism: Schistosoma guineensis
Lineage: Eukaryota; Metazoa; Platyhelminthes; Trematoda; Strigeidida; Schistosomatidae
Source: the annotation of a GenBank genome assembly
AUGAAACAGAUUUACACUGAUAAUUCAAUACUUCCUCCUGACUACCCAAUGGUCGUCACAGAUCAACCAACGUCAAAAGUAACAUUCAGUGAUAUACCAGUAACUUUACGUUGUCCGUCAUGUGGACUAAAUACUUUAACUACUUUGGAGUACAAAAAUGGUUUAUUAACUUACUUAGCUUGUGGUGGUAUAUGCCUAAUUGGUGGAGUUUUAGGUUGUUGCCUUAUACCAUGUUGCAUGGACAGUUGUAAAGAUGUGAACCAUAUAUGUCCACAUUGUCGACGUGCCGUGGGAACCUACCACAGAUUGGGAAACUGA